UCCGGCGGCAGCUGCGGGCGCCGGCGCGGCGGCGGGAGUUGCACCGAACAGCGGCGCGGGCGCGGCGGCGGCCGGCGCUCCAAAGGAGAACCCUCCUGCCGCCGCGGGCGCCGGAGCCGCAGCGGGUGUGGCCGCCGCGGGCGCCCCAAACAGGCCGCCCGCAGCAGCGGGAGCGGGCGCCGCGGCGGCGCCGAAGGCCGCGGGCGUCGCGGACGCCGGCGCGCCGAAGGAGAAGCCGCCCGCGGCGGCCGGUGCGGGCGCCGCCGCGGCUGGCGUGGCCGCAGAAGGUGCGCCAAAUAACCCCCCAGCGGGGGCCGCCGCGGGCGGGGCGGCCGGAGCGCCGAAUGAAAAACCACCGCCAGCCGCCGCGGCGGGUGCGGGCGCGGCGGCGGCCGGAGCGCCAAAUGCUGGCGCCGUCGUGCCACCAGCUGGCGCUCCAAAGCUAAAUCCGCCCGCGGGCGCAGGCGUCGCCGCUGGCGCGCCAAAGGCUGGAGCGGCACCUCCCGCAGGGGCGCCAAAGGAGAAGGUCGCCGCCGCCGGCGCAGGGGCCCCGGCGGGUGCGGGCGCGCCGAAUGAAAAAGCCAUGCAAGAAGAGUAGUACGAGCACCACAACGACGCGCGGCCGCGAG
Pelagomonas calceolata is the source of this 629-nucleotide messenger RNA. NCBI's taxonomy places the organism in Eukaryota, Pelagophyceae, Pelagomonadales, Pelagomonadaceae. The record is from the annotation of a GenBank genome assembly.